AUGUUGGCGAUGGUAAAUAAAGUGCUCGACUGGAUCCGCAGUCUCUUCUGGAAAGAAGAAAUGGAAUUAACAUUGGUCGGACUCCAAAACUCCGGAAAGACCACAUUCGUCAAUGUGAUCGCGAGCGGCCAAUUCACUGAAGACAUGAUUCCAACAGUUGGAUUCAAUAUGCGAAAAAUUACCAAAGGAAAUGUCACAAUCAAGCUCUGGGAUAUCGGAGGCCAGCCGCGUUUCCGUUCGAUGUGGGAGCGCUACUGUCGCGGUGUGAACGCCAUUGUCUUCAUGGUGGAUGCUGCUGACGAAGAGAAGCUUGAAGCUUCUCGCAAUGAGUUGAUGCAGCUUCUUGACAAGCCGCAACUCGACGCAAUUCCAGUUUUGGUGCUCGGAAACAAGCGCGAUUUGCCAGGAGCUCUUGACGAGCGUCAACUAAUCGAGAGAAUGAAUUUGUCGUCUAUUCAAAACCGCGAGAUUUGCUGCUAUUCGAUUUCAUGCAAAGAAAAGGACAACAUUGAUAUUACUCUUCAAUGGCUCAUCGACCAUUCAAGAGCUCAGCGCUAA
Messenger RNA from Caenorhabditis bovis, 558 nucleotides. Lineage: Eukaryota; Metazoa; Nematoda; Chromadorea; Rhabditida; Rhabditidae. The record is from the annotation of a GenBank genome assembly.